Messenger RNA from Salvelinus fontinalis (brook trout), 10602 nucleotides. RefSeq lists its product as uncharacterized. The record is from RefSeq and is a predicted model, not a curated record. NCBI's taxonomy places the organism in Eukaryota, Metazoa, Chordata, Actinopteri, Salmoniformes, Salmonidae. The transcript has 2 exons. The coding region runs from base 5721 to 6674 and encodes 317 amino acids.
UUAACAGGAGACAGGUGUAUUAACAGGAGACAGGUGUAUUAACAGGAGACAGGUGUAUUAACAGGAGACAGGUGUAUUAACAGGAGACAGGUGAUAUUAACAGGAGACAGGUGUAUUAACAGGAGACAGGUGAUAUUAACAGGAGACAGGUGUAUUAACAGGAGACAGGUGUAUUAACAGGAGACAGGUGUAUUAACAGGAGACAGGUGUAUUAACAGGAGACGGGUGUAUUAACAGGAGACGGGUGUAUUAACAGGAGACGGGUGUAUUAACAGGAGACAGGUGUAUUAACAGGAGACAGGUGUAUUAACAGGAGACGGGUGUAUUAACAGGAGACGGGUGUAUUAACAGGAGACAGGUGUAUUAACAGGAGACAGGUGUAUUAACAGGAGACAGGUGUAUUAACAGGAGACCGGUGUAUUAACAGGAGACGGGUGUAUUAACAGGAGACAGGUGUAUUAACAGGAGACGGGUGUAUUAACAGGAGACGGGUGUAUUAACAGGAGACGGGUGUAUUAACAGGAGACAGGUGUAUUAACAGGAGACAGGUGUAAUAACAGGAGACAGGUGUAUUAACAGGUAUAUUAACAGGAGACAGGUGUAUUAACAGGAGACAGGUGUAUUAACAGGAGACAGGUGUAUUAACAGGAGACAGGUGUAUUAACAGGAGACAGGUGUAUUAACAAGAGACAGGUGUAUUAACAGGUUUAUUAACAGGAGACAGGUGUAUUAACAGGAGACAGAUGUAUUAACAGGAGACAGGUGUAUUAACAGGUUUAUUAACAGGAGACAGGUUUAUUAACAGGAGACAGGUUUAUUAACAGGAGACAGAUGUAUUAACAGGAGACAGGUGAUAUUAACAGGAGACAGGUGUAUUAACAUGAGACAGGUGUAUUAACAGGAGACAGGUGUAUUAACAGGAGACAGGUGUAUUAACAGGUGUAUUAACAGGUGUAUUAACAGGAGACAGGUGAUAUUAACAGGAGACAGGUGUAUUAACAGGAGACAGGUGUAUUAACAGGAGACAGGUGUAUUAACAGGAAACAGGUGUAUUAACAGGAGACAGGUGUAUUAACAGGAGACAGGUGUAUUAACAGGAGACAGGUGUAUUAACAAGAGACAGGUGUAUUAACAGGUGUAUUAACAGGAGACAGGUGAUAUUAACAGGAGACAGGUGUAUUAACAGGAGACAGGUGUAUUAACAGGAGACAGGUGUAUUAACAGGAGACAGGUGAUAUUAACAGGAGACAGGUGUAUUAACAGGAGACAGGUGUAUUAACAGGAGACAGGUGAUAUUAACAGGAGACAGGUGUAUUAACAGGAGACGGGUGUAUUAACAGGAGACAGGUGUAUUAACAGGAGACAGGUGUAUUAACAGGAGACGGGUGUAUUAACAGGAGACAGGUGUAUUAACAGGAGACAGGUGUAUUAACAGGAGACAGGUGUAUUAACAGGAGACAGGUGUAUUAACAGGAGACAGGUGUAUUAACAGGAGACAGGUGUAUUAACAGUAGACAGGUGUAUUAACAGGAAACAGGUGUAUUAACAGGAGACAGGUGUAUUAACAGGAGACAGGUGUAUUAACAGUAGACAGGUGUAUUGACAGGAGACAGGUGUAUUAACAGGAGACAGGUGUAUUAACAGGAGACAGGUGUAUUAACAGGAGACAGGUGUAUUAACAGACGACAGGUGUAUUAACAGGAGACAGGUGAUAUUAACAUGAGACAGGUGUAUUAACAGGAGACAGGUGUAUUAACAGGAGACAGUUGUAUUAACAGGAGACAGGUGUAUUAACAGGUGACAGGUGUAUUAACAGGAGACAGGUGUAUUAACAGGUGUAUUAACAGGAGACAGGUGUAUUAACAGACAGGUGUAUUAACAGGAGACAGAUGUAUUAACAGGAGACAGGUGUAUUAACAUGAGACAGGUGUAUUAACAGGAGACAGGUGUAUUAACAGGAGACAGGUGUAUUAACAGGAGACAGGUGAUAUUAACAUGAGACAGGUGUAUUAACAGGAGACAGGUGUAUUAACAGGAGACAGGUGUAUUAACAGGAGACAGGUUUAUUAACAGGAGACAGGUGUAUUAACAGGAGACAGGUGUAUUAACAGGAGACAGGUGUAUUAACAGGAGACAGGUGUAUUAACAGGAGACAGGUUUAUUAACAGGAGACAGGUGUAUUAACAGGAGACAGGUGUAUUAACAGGUGUAUUAACAGGUGUAUUAACAGGUGUAUUAACAGGAGACAGGUGUAUUAACAGGUGUAUUAACAGGUGUAUUAACAGGAGACAGGUGUAUUAACAUUAGACAGGUGUAUUGACAGGAGACAGGUGUAUUAACAGGAGACAGGUGAUAUUAACAGUAGACAGGUGUAUUAACAGGAGACAGGUUUAUUAACAGGAGACAGCAGGAGACAGGUGUAUUAACAGGAGACAGGUGAUAUUAACAGGAGACAGGUGUAUUAACAGGAGACAGGUGUAUUAACAGGAGACAGGUGUAUUAACAUUAGACAGGUGUAUUGACAGGAGACAGGUGUAUUAACAGGAGACAGGUGUAUUAACAGGAGACAGGUGUAUUAACAGUAGACAGGUGUAUUAACAGGUAUAUUAACAGGAGACAGGUGUAUUAACAUGUAUAUUAACAGGAGACAGGUGUAUUAACAGGAGACAGGUGUAUUAACAGGAGACAGGUGUAUUAACAGGAGAAAGGUGUAUUAACAGGAGACAGGUGUAUUAACAGGAGACCGGUGUAUUAACAGGAGACAGGUGUAUUAACAGGAGACAAGUGUUUUAACAGUAGACAGGUGUAUUAACAGGUAUAUUAACAGGAGACAGGUGUAUUAACAGACAGGUGUAUUAACAGGAGACAGGUGUAUUAACAGGAGACAGGUGUAUUAACAGGAGACAGGUGUAUUAACAGGAGACAGGUGUAUUAACAGGUGUAUUAACAGGAGACAGGUGUAUUAACAGGAGACAGGUGUAUUAACAGGAGACAGGUGAUAUUAACAGGAGACAGGUGUAUUAAUAGGAGACAGGUGAUAUUAACAGGAGACAGGUGAUAUUAACAGGAGACAGGUGUAUUAACAGUAGACAGGUGUAUUAACAGGAGACAGGUGAUAUUAACAGGAGACAGGUGUAUUAACAGGAGACAGGUGUAUUAACAGGAGACAGGUGUAUUAACAGGAGACAGGCGUAUUAACAGGAGACAGGUGUAUUAACAGGAGACAGGUGUAUUAACAGGAGACAGGUGUCUACCCAGGUGUAUUAACAGGAGACAGGUGUAUUAACAGACAGGUGUAUUAACAGGAGACAGGUGUAUUAACAGACAGGUGUAUUAACAGGAGACAGGUGUAUUAACAGGAGACAGGUGUAUUAACAGGAGACAGGUGUAUUAACAGGAGACAGGUGUAUUAACAGGAGACAGGUGUAUUAACAGGAGACAGGUGUAUUAACAGGAGACAGGUGUCUACCCAGGUGUAUUAACAGGAGACAGGUGUAUUAACAGGAGACAGGUGUCUACCCAGGUGUAUUAACAGGAGACAGGUGUAUUAACAGACAGGUGUAUUAACAGGAGACAGGUGUAUUAACAGGAGACAGGUGUAUUAACAGGAGACAGGUGUAUUAACAGGAGACAAGUGUUUUAACAGUAGACAGGUGUAUUAACAGGUAUAUUAACAGGAGACAGGUGUAUUAACAGACAGGUGUAUUAACAGGAGACAGGUGUAUUAACAGGAGACAGGUGUAUUAACAGUAGACAGGUGUAUUAACAGGAGACAGGUGUAUUAACAGGAGACAGGUGUAUUAACAGGAGACAGGUGUAUUAACAGGAGACAGGUGUAUUAACAGGAGACAGGGGUAUUAACAGGUAUAUUAACAGGAGACAGGUGUAUUAACAGACAGGUGUAUUAACAGGAGACAGGUGUAUUAACAGGAGACAGGUGUAUUAACAGGAGACAGGUGUAUUAACAGGAGACAGGUGUAUUAACAGGAGACAGGUGUAUUAACAGUAGACAGGUGUAUUAACAGUAGACAGGGGUAUUAACAGGAGACAGGUGUAUUAACAGGAGACGGGUGUAUUAACAGGAGACAGGUGUAUUAACAGGAGACAGGUGUAUUAACAGGAGACAGGUGUAUUAACAGGAGACAGGUGUAUUAACAGGAGACAGGUGUAUUAACAGGAGACAGGGGUAUUAACAGGAGACAGGAUUGGAGUUCAUUAGGCUGGUUUCCACUGACCCAGGUUUUAUUGUUGUAAUUAUCAAAUACUUUUUAAUCUGUUUGACAGGGUGGAUGUUUCUUUGGUCUUUAUUGUGACAAAUGCUAAUGGAUGUGUGAUGUCGAAGCUCCACUCCACAUUUAAUUAUAUAUAACUACUGCUUGCAAAAAAUCAAUUUCUUCAAAUAUAAAAUAAAAUAAUGUUUCUUUGGAGUACAGAAAAUGGAAACACUUCAAUCAAAUCAUUUUUAUUCAACAUUUUACGUUUAGGGUGAACCACUCAGAGACAGUACCAUCUCCUAGAGGGGAACAAGACCGGUUUGGGUUUAGGGUGAACCACUCAGAGACAGUACCAUCUCCUAGAGGGGAACAAGACCGGUUUGGGUUUAGGGUGAACCACUCAGAGACAGUACCAUCUCCUAGAGGGGAACAAGACCGGUUUGGGUUUAGGGUGAACCACUCAGAGACAGUACCAUCUCCUAGAGGGGAACAAGACCGGUUUGGGUUUAGGGUGAACAACUCAGAGACAGUACCAUCUCCUAGAGGGGGACAAGACCGGUUUGGGUUUAGGGUGAACCACUCAGAGACAGUACCAUCUCCUAGAGGGGAACAAGACCGGUUUGGGUUUAGGGUGAACCACUCAGAGACAGUACCAUCUCCUAGAGGGGAACAAGACCGGUUUGGGUUUAGGGUGAACCACUCAGAGACAGUACCCUCUCCUAGAGGGGAACAAGACCGGUUUGGGUUUAGGGUGAACCACUCAGAGACAGUAUGUUACCAUCUCCUAGAGGUGAACAAGACCGGUUUGGGUUUAGGGUGAACCACUCAGAGACAGUACCAUCUCCUAGAGGGGAACAAGACCGGUUUGGGUUUAGGGUGAACCACUCAGAGACAGUACCAUCUCCUAGAGGGGAACAAGACCGGUUUGGGUUUAGGGUGAACCACUCAGAGACAGUACCAUCUCCUAGAGGGGAACAAGACCGGUUUGGGUUUAGGGUGAACCACUCAGAGACAGUACCAUCUCCUAGAGGGGAACAAGACCGGUUUGGGUUUAGGGUGAACCACUCAGAGACAGUACCAUCUCCUAGAGGGGAACAAGACCGGUUUGGGUUUAGGGUGAACCACUCAGAGACAGUACCAUCUCCUAGAGGGGAACAAGACCGGUUUGGGUUUAGGGUGAACCACUCAGAGACAGUAUGUUACCAUCUCCUAGAGGGGAACAAGACCGGUUUGGGUUUAGGGUGAACAACUCAGAGACAGUACCAUCUCCUAGAGGGGAACAAGACCGGUUUGGGUUUAGGGUGAACCACUCAGAGACAGUACCAUCUCCUAGAGGGGAACAAGACCGGUUUGGGUUUAGGGUGAACCACUCAGAGACAGUAUGUUACCAUCUCCUAGAGGUGAACAAGACCGGUUUGGGUUUAGGGUGAACCACUCAGAGACAGUACCAUCUCCUAGAGGGGAACAAGACCGGUUUGGGUUUAGGGUGAACCACUCAGAGACAGUAUGUUACCAUCUCCUAGAGGUGAACAAGACCGGUUUGGGUUUAGGGUGAACCACUCAGAGACAGUACCAUCUCCUAGAGGGGAACAAGACCGGUUUGGGUUUAGGGUGAACCACUCAGAGACAGUACCAUCUCCUAGAGGGGAACAAGACCGGUUUGGGUUUAGGGUGAACCACUCAGAGACAGUACCAUCUCCUAGAGGGGAACAAGACCGGUUUGGGUUUAGGGUGAACCACUCAGAGACAGUACCAUCUCCUAGAGGGGAACAAGACCGGUUUGGGUUUAGGGUGAACAACUCAGAGACAGUACCAUCUCCUAGAGGGGGACAAGACCGGUUUGGGUUUAGGGUGAACCACUCAGAGACAGUACCAUCUCCUAGAGGGGAACAAGACCGGUUUGGGUUUAGGGUGAACCACUCAGAGACAGUACCAUCUCCUAGAGGGGAACAAGACCGGUUUGGGUUUAGGGUGAACCACUCAGAGACAGUACCCUCUCCUAGAGGGGAACAAGACCGGUUUGGGUUUAGGGUGAACCACUCAGAGACAGUACCAUCUCCUAGAGGGGAACAAGACCGGUUUGGGUUUAGGGUGAACCACUCAGAGACAGUACCAUCUCCUAGAGGGGAACAAGACCGGUUUGGGUUUAGGGUGAACCACUCAGAGACAGUACCAUCUCCUAGAGGGGAACAAGACCGGUUUGGGUUUAGGGUGAACCACUCAGAGACAGUACCAUCUCCUAGAGGGGAACAAGACCGGUUUGGGUUUAGGGUGAACCACUCAGAGACAGUACCAUCUCCUAGAGGGGAACAAGACCGGUUUGGGUUUAGGGUGAACCACUCAGAGACAGUACCAUCUCCUAGAGGGGAACAAGACCGGUUUGGGUUUAGGGUGAACCACUCAGAGACAGUAUGUUACCAUCUCCUAGAGGGGAACAAGACCGGUUUGGGUUUAGGGUGAACAACUCAGAGACAGUACCAUCUCCUAGAGGGGAACAAGACCGGUUUGGGUUUAGGGUGAACCACUCAGAGACAGUACCAUCUCCUAGAGGGGAACAAGACCGGUUUGGGUUUAGGGUGAACCACUCAGAGACAGUAUGUUACCAUCUCCUAGAGGUGAACAAGACCGGUUUGGGUUUAGGGUGAACCACUCAGAGACAGUACCAUCUCCUAGAGGGGAACAAGACCGGUUUGGGUUUAGGGUGAACCACUCAGAGACAGUAUGUUACCAUCUCCUAGAGGUGAACAAGACCGGUUUGGGUUUAGGGUGAACCACUCAGAGACAGUACCAUCUCCUAGAGGGGAACAAGACCGGUUUGGGUUUAGGGUGAACCACUCAGAGACAGUACCAUCUCCUAGAGGGGAACAAGACCGGUUUGGGUUUAGGGUGAACCACUCAGAGACAGUACCCUCUCCUAGAGGGGAACAAGACCGGUUUGGGUUUAGGGUGAACCACUCAGAGACAGUACCAUCUCCUAGAGGGGGACAAGACCGGUUUGGGUUUAGGGUGAACCACUCAGAGACAGUACCAUCUCCUAGAGGGGAACAAGACCGGUUUGGGUUUAGGGUGAACCACUCAGAGACAGUACCAUCUCCUAGAGGGGAACAAGACCGGUUUGGGUUUAGGGUGAACCACUCAGAGACAGUACCAUCUCCUAGAGGUGAACAAGACCGGUUUGGGUUUAGGGUGAACCACUCAGAGACAGUACCAUCUCCUAGAGGUGAACAAGACCGGUUUGGGUUUAGGGUGAACCACUCAGAGACAGUACCAUCUCCUAGAUGUGAACAAGACCGGUUUGGGUUUAGGGUGAACCACUCAGAGACAGUAUGUUACCAUCUCCUAGAGGGGAACAAGACCGGUUUGGGUUUAGGGUGAACCACUCAGAGACAGUAUGUUACCAUCUCCUAGAGGUGAACAAGACCGGUUUGGGUUUAGGGUGAACCACUCAGAGACGGUACCCUCUCCUAGAGGGGAACAAGACCGGUUUGGGUUUAGGGUGAACCACUCAGAGACAGUACCAUCUCCUAGAUGUGAACAAGACCGGUUUGGGUUUAGGGUGAACCACUCAGAGACAGUACCCUCUCCUAGAGGGGAACAAGACCGGUUUGGGUUUAGGGUGAACCACUCAGAGACAGUACCAUCUCCUAGAGGGGGACAAGACCGGUUUGGGUUUAGGGUGAACCACUCAGAGACAGUACCAUCUCCUAGAGGGGAACAAGACCGGUUUGGGUUUAGGGUGAACCACUCAGAGACAGUACCAUCUCCUAGAGGGGAACAAGACCGGUUUGGGUUUAGGGUGAACCACUCAGAGACAGUACCAUCUCCUAGAGGUGAACAAGACCGGUUUGGGUUUAGGGUGAACCACUCAGAGACAGUACCAUCUCCUAGAGGUGAACAAGACCGGUUUGGGUUUAGGGUGAACCACUCAGAGACAGUACCAUCUCCUAGAUGUGAACAAGACCGGUUUGGGUUUAGGGUGAACCACUCAGAGACAGUAUGUUACCAUCUCCUAGAGGGGAACAAGACCGGUUUGGGUUUAGGGUGAACCACUCAGAGACAGUAUGUUACCAUCUCCUAGAGGUGAACAAGACCGGUUUGGGUUUAGGGUGAACCACUCAGAGACGGUAUGUUACCAUCUCCUAGAGGGGAACAAGACCGGUUUGGGUUUAGGGUGAACCACUCAGAGACAGUAUGUUACCAUCUCCUAGAGGGGAACAAGACCGGUUUGGGUUUAGGGUGAACCACUCAGAGACAGUACCAUCUCCUAGAGGUGAACAAGACCGGUUUGGGUUUAGGGUGAACCACUCAGAGACAGUACCAUCUCCUAGAGGGGAACAAGACCGGUUUGGGUUUAGGGUGAACCACUCAGAGACAGUACCAUCUCCUAGAGGGGAACAAGACCGGUUUGGGUUUAGGGUGAACCACUCAGAGACAGUACCCUCUCCUAGAGGGGAACAAGACCGGUUUGGGUUUAGGGUGAACCACUCAGAGACAGUACCAUCUCCUAGAGGGGGACAAGACCGGUUUGGGUUUAGGGUGAACCACUCAGAGACAGUACCAUCUCCUAGAGGGGAACAAGACCGGUUUGGGUUUAGGGUGAACCACUCAGAGACAGUACCAUCUCCUAGAGGGGAACAAGACCGGUUUGGGUUUAGGGUGAACCACUCAGAGACAGUACCAUCUCCUAGAGGUGAACAAGACCGGUUUGGGUUUAGGGUGAACCACUCAGAGACAGUACCAUCUCCUAGAGGUGAACAAGACCGGUUUGGGUUUAGGGUGAACCACUCAGAGACAGUAUGUUACCAUCUCCUAGAGGGGAACAAGACCGGUUUGGGUUUAGGGUGAACCACUCAGAGACAGUACCAUCUCCUAGAGGGGAACAAGACCGGUUUGGGUUUAGGGUGAACCACUCAGAGACAGUACCAUCUCCUAGAGGGGAACAAGACCGGUUUGGGUUUAGGGUGAACCACUCAGAGACAGUAUGUUACCAUCUCCUAGAAAUCAAAUCAAAUUUUAUUGGUCACAUACAUGUUUAGCAGAUGUUAAUGCGAGUGUAGCAAAAUGCUUGUGCUUCUAGUUCCGACCGUGCAGUAAUAACCAACAUGUAAUCUAACUGUUACGUUCGUCGUUGAAUGAGUGAGACCAAAGCGCAACGUGGAAAGUGUUCAUGAUAAUUUAAUAUUGAAACACAGACAAAACAACAAAACAAUAUAAACGAACGUAAAGUUCUGCAGGGUUCUCAGCUACUGUGCAACAACAACUUCCCACAAACUAGGGUGGAAAAACAGGCUGCCUAAGUAUGGUUCCCAAUCAGAGACAACGAUAGACAGCUGCCUCUGAUUGGGAACCACACCCGGCCACACAUAGAAAUAGAAAACUAGACUGCCCACGCUGACCUCCCCAAAUAGAGAAAUAAAACGUCUCUCUAAGGUCAGGGCGUGACAUACCUUAUACACACAAGUGUAAAGGAAUGAAUGAGAAUAUGUACAUAUAAAUAUAUGGAUGAGCGAUGGCCAAACGGCAUAGGCAAGAUGCAGUAGAUGGUAUAGAAUACAGUAUAUACAUAUGAGAUGAGGGAUGUAGGGUAUGUAAACAUUAUAUAAAGUGGCAUUGUUUAAAGUGGCUAGUGAUACAUUUUUACAUAAUUUCCAUCAAUUCCCAUUAUUAAAGUGGCUGGAGUUGAGAAAGUAUGUUGGCAGCAGCCACUAAAUGUUAGUGGUGGCUGUUUAACAGUCUGAUGGCCUUGAGAUAGAAGCUGUUUAACAGUCUGAUGGCCUGGAGAUAGAAGCUGUUUUUCAGUCUGAUGGCCUUGAGAUAGAAGCUGUUUUUCAGUCUGAUGGCCUGGAGAUAGAAGCUGUUUUUCAGUCUGAUGGCCUUGACAUAGAAGCUGUUUUUCAGUCUGAUGGCCUUGAGAUAGAAGCUGUUUAACAGCCUGAUGGCCUUGAGAUAGAAGCUGUUUUUCAGUCUGAUGGCCUUGAGAUAGAAGCUGUUUAACAGCCUGAUGGCCUUGAGAUAGAAGCUGUUUUUCAGUCUCUCGGUCCCAGCUUUGAUGCACCUGUACUGACCUCUCCUUCUGGAUGAGAGCGGGGUGAACAGGCAGUGGCUCGGGUGGUUGUUGUCCUUGAUGAUCUUUAUGGCCUUCCUGUGACAUCGGGUGGUGUAGGUGUCCUGGAGGGCAGGUAGUUUGCGGUGAACAAGGCCGGUUUGGGUUUAAGGUGAACCACUCAACAGAGAGGGUAUGUUACUAUCUCCUAGAGGGGAACAAGGCACACACAGAGAGAGAGAGAGAGAGAGAGAGAGAGAGAGAGAGAGAGAGAGAGAGAGAGAGAGAGAGAGAGAGAGAGAGAGAGAGAGAGAGAGAGAGAGACAGAGAGAGAGAGAGGGCGAG